AUGAGUUCUAAAACAAUAAAAAACGGAUACCAAAAGAGCAAAGCCAACGAAAAAUUAAAGUUAAUGAAAGUUGCCAAUGAUUCAAAACAAAAAAAACUUAGUUUUUUCAUCAAAAAAGAGCCAGAUGAGUCGUUCAUUGAAAAUAUCAUCAAUACUGUACUACUUGAACUUGAGGAUAAUGAUAAGUUCAUAUAUUCAUCUGAAAAGUCUCCAGCCUGUUCUAUAAAAUAUGGACAUAAUAUCAUCGAUACUGACGAUAUUGUACAUGAAGAGUUAGUAAUAUCCAAUAAAGAUAAUAAUGAAAUGUUUAGAGGCUCACCUGAAAAGUCUUCAGCAAUCGCUAGAAUCUUUAAACAAGGUCCGUUUCAACCAUUACUGAACGAAUUUCCUCAGAUAAUAAAUAAAAAUAARCAACGAUCAUUCAACAAAAAUUGGUAUAAUAGUUAUAAGUGGUUAGAGUAUAGUCCUAGUAUAGAUGCUGCCUUUUGCUUUUAUUGUAGAUGUUUUAAUGGAAAUGAUUAUAAUGGUAGUYAUGUAGAUUCUUGUUUUGCCGUAAGUGGUUUUAAGUCUUGGUACCGUGGUUAUGAGCGUUUAAAAAAACAUCAGCUAUCAAAAGUUCAUCAAAAUGCUACCACUUCAUGCCAAAAUUUUAUUAAUUCAAAAUCAAUUGAUUGUAAAUUAAAUUCUGCACAAAGAGUAGUGUUAAAAACAAAUGAAGAAGAGAGUGUUAAAAAUAGAAAUAUCAUGAGACGACUUAUUGAUAUUGUGCUUCUUCUUGGUAAAGCUGGUAAACCGUUUCGAGGACAUGACGAGAGUUUUUCAAGUAACCAGAAAGGCUUAUUUAGAGAAAUAGUAGAUUUGUUAGCUAGGUAUGAUGAUGUUUUAAAAACACAUUUAUUAAAUGGCCCAAAAAAUGCACAGUAUUUGAGUAAUCGCAUUCAAAAUGACCUAAUUUCAUCAUAG
Messenger RNA from Diuraphis noxia (Russian wheat aphid), 963 nucleotides. Its product is annotated as zinc finger MYM-type protein 1-like. Lineage: Eukaryota; Metazoa; Arthropoda; Insecta; Hemiptera; Aphididae. The record is from RefSeq and is a predicted model, not a curated record.